AUGACUGGCUGUUGCAUACAGGGUUGUCGCAACAGAAGCGAACAAGGAUAUUAUAUGACAACUUUUCCUGUAGAUAUAAGAAGAAAGGCAUUAUGGCUACAACAUAUCGGGAAAGAAAACUGGAAACCUAAGCCAUAUUCAUCUAUUUGUGAGGUACAUUUUGACAAGGAAAUGUGGGAAAGACUUCGACAAGAUGGAAAAAAAAAAUUGAAAAGAUGUGCAAUACCAACAAUUUUUCCGGUUCAACACAAACUUCUUGGAGUAGCUGAAUCUGUGGGAUUGGAAACAAAGGGAAAUGACAAAAAUAACGAGGAAAAUAUUAAUAAACAUAUAACAAUCGAUUCUGUGGACGAUUUUAAUAAUAACACAUUUCAAAAUAAUGAUAACAAUGAAAAUAUUAACACUGAAUUCAUAAAUACUGUUAAAGAGCUUCCUGAAAACGAAAAUAAUAACACACAUAUAUCUACAGCAACAUUGCCUAUAUCCAAUAUUACAUCAUCUAUAUCAGAGUGUGCUCUCCAACAAAUAAAAUUAUUGCAUCAACAAUGUUGGAGCAAUGAAUCGAUCCACAUUGUAACCCCAUUGCAACUCGAUCGAUAG
Molecule: messenger RNA, 600 nt
Organism: Trachymyrmex cornetzi
Lineage: Eukaryota; Metazoa; Arthropoda; Insecta; Hymenoptera; Formicidae
Product: THAP domain-containing protein 3
Exons: 3
Coding region: 1-600 (199 amino acids)
Molecular function (GO): sequence-specific DNA binding
Source: RefSeq, a predicted model, not a curated record